This is a messenger RNA of Otolemur garnettii (small-eared galago), 1038 nucleotides long. RefSeq names its product fetuin B (gene FETUB). The annotation marks the transcript as partial. The transcript is spliced from 7 exons. Gene Ontology annotation, cellular component: extracellular region. Lineage: Eukaryota; Metazoa; Chordata; Mammalia; Primates; Galagidae. The record is from RefSeq and is a predicted model, not a curated record. Gene Ontology annotation, biological process: binding of sperm to zona pellucida; negative regulation of endopeptidase activity. Gene Ontology annotation, molecular function: cysteine-type endopeptidase inhibitor activity; metalloendopeptidase inhibitor activity.
GCACUGUGAUAGGAGGAGACAGUUUCAACUCCAGUCAUCCUGGUUCAGACCAUAAUUACAAAACUGCUCAAACCUGCCUCAGAGAGCCCCACAAGCCGGUCAGUUCCUGUGGCUCCAACACUGACCCAUCCUGGGCCUUUCCCCCACAGAAUGGGCCUGCUGCUACCCUUGGUGCUCUGCUCUCUAGCCCUGUGCUGUGGGGCUAGGUCUCCGCCCGGUCCGCCUGGCCCUCCCCCCCGGCUGGUCCCCCGGCGCUGCAAUGACUCAGACGUGCUGGCAGUCGCUGGCUUUGCCUUGCAGGACAUCAACAGAGACCGAAAGGAUGGCUAUGUGCUGAGCCUCAACCGAGUGAACGAUGCCUGGGAACAGAGAGAGGGUGGCCCGGGGUCUCUGUUCUAUCUCACACUGGAUGUGUUGGAGACUGGCUGCCAUGUGCUCAGCAAGAAGGCAUGGAAGGACUGUGAAGUGAGGCCCUUGCACGAAUCGGUUUAUGGUCAAUGCAAAGUGAUAUUUUAUCAUGACAGGCCACGCAGAGUCCUCUAUUUACCUGCUUAUAACUGUACUCUUCGCCCAGUUUCUCGUGAGAAGAUUAUGUGCCCUGACUGCCCAUUCCCCAUUAGCACUGAAUCUUCAAAUGUUAUGGAAGCUGUUACCGAGUCUCUUGCAAAAUACAACAAUGAGAGCACCUCCAAGCAGUAUUCUCUGGUCAAAGUCACCAGGGCUUCUACCCAGUGGGUGGUUGGCCCUGCUUACUCUGUGGAAUACUUAGUCAAGGAGUCACCGUGUAUCAAAUCCCAGGCUGGCAGCUGCUCAUUUCCAUCCUCCGACUCUGAGCCUGUUGGCCUUUGCACAGGUUCUCUGGUACGAACAGACCUGAUACUACCAGACCGGAUACUAACAUACGCAGAAAAGUUAGUCACUGUGACAUGUUACCUCUUUGAAACACAGGCUCCGACCCCUGGAGGUGAAAACUCUGCUGUUAACCAGGAACCUGAAAACCUCCCCAAGGUCCAAGGACCUCAGCAGGCAAACACAUCU